Closterium sp. Yama58-4 is the source of this 1563-nucleotide messenger RNA. The record is from the annotation of a GenBank genome assembly. NCBI's taxonomy places the organism in Eukaryota, Viridiplantae, Streptophyta, Zygnematophyceae, Desmidiales, Closteriaceae.
AUGGGCCUAGGGUUAGCUGACGGUAACAGCAGCAUACACAACAGCACAGCACACCAGAGCAUCCAAUCAGCGCCAUCAGCAGCCGAGGCUGCUGCCAUUCUGGCGCGCCUCCUGCACCCCUCGCCACACCUUGUUUAUACGCUUCAGGUGGUUUGGGUUUCGGGGUUUGAGGGUUUAGUGCGAUUGCCGGGCACACUGCUGCAGGUGCUGGACGGGCUAUUGCUGCCUGUCAAUCGCCCACCCUCUCCUGCCACCACUCGCUUCCGAGCGAGCUUUCUCCAGUCCAAUGGCUUCAGUGCCCUCAUGUUGGCCUUUCAGCCCCAAGCCCUGCCACCUGCAGCGGAUGACAGCACAAGGCGGAAGUGCUACAUGAGCGCCCUGCACAUCCUCAAGCUCAUGCUCAUUGCUAGUGCCCUGCCGCACACUCUGAAGCUCAUUGCUAGUGCCCUGCCGCACACUCUGAAGCUCAUUGCUAGUGCCCUGCCGCACACUCUGAAGCUCAUUGCUAGUGCCCUGCCGCACACUCUGAAGCUCAUUGCUAGUGCCCUGCCGCACACUCUGAAGCUCAUUGCUAGUGCCCUGCCGCACACUCUGAAGCUCAUUGCUAGUGCCCUGCCGCACACUCUGAAGCUCAUUGCUAGUGCCCUGCCGCACACUCUGAAGCUCAUUGCUAGUGCCCUGCCGCACACUCUGAAGCUCAUUGCUAGUGCCCUGCCGCACACUCUGAAGCUCAUUGCUAGUGCCCUGCCGCACACUCUGAAGCUCAUUGCUAGUGCCCUGCCGCACACUCUGAAGCUCAUUGCUAGUGCCCUGCCGCACACUCUGAAGCUCAUUGCUAGUGCCCUGCCGCACACUCUGAAGCUCAUUGCUAGUGCCCUGCCGCACACUCUGAAGCUCAUUGCUAGUGCCCUGCCGCACACUCUGAAGCUCAUUGCUAGUGCCCUGCCGCACACUCUGAAGCUCAUUGCUAGUGCCCUGCCGCACACUCUGAAGCUCAUUUCUAGUGCCCUGCCGCACACUCUGAAGCUCAUUGCUAGUGCCCUGCCGCACACUCUGAAGCUCAUUGCUAGUGCUCUGCCGCACACUCUGAAGCUCAUUGCUAGUGCCCUGCCGCACACUCUGAAGCUCAUUGCUAGUGCCCUGCCGCACACUCUGAAGCUCAUUGCUAGUGCCCUGCCGCACACUCUGAAGCUCAUUGCUAGUGCCCUGCCGCACACUCUGAAGCUCAUUGCUAGUGCCCUGCCGCACACUCUGAAGCUCAUUGCUAGUGCCCUGCCGCACACUCUGAAGCUCAUUGCUAGUGCCCUGCCGCACACUCUGAAGCUCAUUGCUAGUGCCCUGCCGCACACUCUGAAGCUCAUUGCUAGUACCCUGCCGCACACUCUGAAGCUCAUUGCUAGUGCCCUGCCGCACACUCUGAAGCUCAUUGCUAGUGCCCUGCCGCACACUCUGAAGCUCAUUGCUAGUGCCCUGCCGCACACUCUGAAGCUCAUUGCUAGUGCCCUGCCGCACACUCUGAAGCUCAUUGCUAGUGCCCUGCCUGCUCGCCCUGUGCCUUUUUAG